AUGGUUCUAUUAAAUGCAACAAAGCCAAAAAUUAUUAUUGAAUCUUCUGGAAUACCAAUAAUGCAAGAGAGUAUACCUGGUAUACUUUCUUCUCCAGUAGAAAAGACCGUUUAUAGUAGUUAUGCAUAUAACGUUCCUGUUUCGCAGCCAAAGGUUAUAUCUCAUAAUGAAUAUAAAUAUAAUUCGACAAAGUACACAACCAAAUCACAUAAUAUGCAAAAGCCUGAAUUCAUUAAUACUUUUGAGCCACAUAAUGGAUUCUAUUAUGAAGGAAUUCCAUUAAAAACUAAUACAAAUAAUAUCUUCGAAAUAACUCCAUCACAAGAAGAAUUAAAUAAAAUAACAUAUAACCCUAGAAUUGAAAUUUAUUCUACAUCAGCUUUUGCAGUAGUAAUGAUGGAUAUCCCAGGGACUUCUAAAGAAAAUUUAAAUGUUGAGCUAGAAAAAGGAUUAUUAAAAAUUUAUGGACGUAAAAAUAAACCUAAGAUUGAAGAAUUAGAAAAAGAAAAUGAAUAUCAUACAAAAAUUAUAGAAAGGUUAAAUGAAUAUUAUUUUUGCAAGAUUUUUCAAAUGCCUCCUGCAUUUUCUGAAGGACAAAGUAUAUCAUGUAAAUUAAAUGAUGGAGAACUCGUGAUUAAAAUUUUAGCAAAUGAAUUGAAAACACAGAAGAAGGUUAUUGAUAUACAGUCAUAG
Messenger RNA from Plasmodium gallinaceum, 693 nucleotides. Its product is annotated as HSP20-like chaperone, putative. The transcript has a single exon. The record is from RefSeq and is a predicted model, not a curated record. Bases 1 to 693 code for a protein of 230 amino acids. Lineage: Eukaryota; Apicomplexa; Aconoidasida; Haemosporida; Plasmodiidae.